This is a messenger RNA of Gavia stellata (red-throated loon), 1047 nucleotides long. RefSeq names its product phytanoyl-CoA dioxygenase, peroxisomal-like. NCBI's taxonomy places the organism in Eukaryota, Metazoa, Chordata, Aves, Gaviiformes, Gaviidae. Gene Ontology annotation, molecular function: phytanoyl-CoA dioxygenase activity. Gene Ontology annotation, biological process: fatty acid alpha-oxidation. The record is from RefSeq and is a predicted model, not a curated record.
AUGGUCCCCACCUGGAGGCAGACGUAUCCUCUCGGUAGCCUCUGGUUUGACCACAACACCAAGAAGUCUGACGAGGGGGAGACAUUAGGACAGACCCCCAGCCCUGCUCAGUGGGCGAUUUUGGGCUGUGUCCAUGCUCACACCUCGUGUGACUUCAUCAGCUAUACCCUGGACAACGAUGUCCUCACCACAGAGCAAAGGCAGUUCUACGAAGACAAUGGGUAUCUGCUCAUUAAGAAGCUCAUUUCUGAUGAAGACGUUGAGUGCUUCAGGAAAGACUUUGUGAGGAUCUGUAACAGGGAGGUGAAUCCACCGGGAGUUCUGACAAUGAGAGACGAGAUCCACAGACCCAGCUUCGUUUGGUCUUCUAAAGUACAUGAUUUCCAGGAAGCUGAAGAGCUGUUCAGAUACUGUACUGGGCCAGAGAUCUUAAAAUAUGUUGAAUACUUCACAGGGCCAAAUUUAAUGGCCAUGCGGAUGAUGAUGAUAAAUAAAUUUCCAGAUCCUGCUAAGCAGAGUAACCUGAGUUCUCACCACCCCAUGCACCAGGACUUGCACUAUUUCCCCUUCCGGCCUGCGGCCCUCAUCGUGUGCUCCUGGACCGCCGUGGAGAGGGCCGACCGGGACAACGGCCGCCUGGUCGUGCAGCCAGGGAUGCACAGAGCCCUGAAGCCUCAUGGCUAUCCAAAGUGGGAGGUAGAGCAGCACGGGGGUCUGAUGAUCAAAUUUUUCCCUGGGCUGCUGGAUUAUGAUGAGAAGAGUCCCAGAGUUCACAUUGUCAUGGAGAAGGGCAACACGGUUUUCUUGCAUCCCCUGCUCGUUCAUGGCUCCGGAGCAAACAAGACAUCAGGUUUCCCAAAGAGUAUAAGCUGUCACUUUGCCAGUUCAGAGUGCUACUACACUGAUGUUAAGAACACAAUCCAAGAGCACCUGGAGAAAGAAGUGAUUGAAUUUGGACAUGCAAAAUAUAAAGUGACUUUGCUUCAAAUGCAGGGUGUUUGGAAGAAGCGAGCAAAGGUUGUGCAAGAAAAAAGAAUUAAUCUUUAA